This is a messenger RNA of Daphnia carinata, 659 nucleotides long. RefSeq names its product E3 ubiquitin-protein ligase Topors-like. Gene Ontology annotation, molecular function: ubiquitin protein ligase activity; metal ion binding. The transcript is spliced from 3 exons. The coding region runs from base 17 to 553 and encodes 178 amino acids. Gene Ontology annotation, biological process: protein monoubiquitination; protein polyubiquitination. NCBI's taxonomy places the organism in Eukaryota, Metazoa, Arthropoda, Branchiopoda, Diplostraca, Daphniidae. The record is from RefSeq and is a predicted model, not a curated record.
UAUCAACAAAUGCACUAUGGGUUUAGAUAGCGUGUUAUCAUGUCUGGAAUAUGAUUUAUGCAACAUCCUAGUUACUAAUUUGACAGAUAAUGCAUUGAAUGUUUCCCUGUUAACUGAAACGAGCCAUACAUUUCAGAUUUUCACAGUUCUAAAACUAUAUUUCGUUAUGUCUUCAAACCCAAAUGCAAGACGUGGUGUCCCAGAAAAACUUACAGUUUCAGAAAAGGUAGGCAAUUCAAAAAAGCCUUCAGCUUCCUACCCAUCUUCCCCAGACUCAGGCAGAUCUUCACCAGGCUCAUCCUGUUCCAUAUGUCUUAGACGGCAUGAAAACAAGUCCUACACUAAUAACUGCCUUCAUGAGUUUUGCUUUACUUGCCUGCUAGAAUGGUCCAAGGUGAAACCAGAAUGUCCGCUGUGUAAACAGGCAUUCACUUCAAUCAUUCAUAAUGUGAGAGCAAAUCAUGAAUAUGAUGAGCAUAAAAUACCAUUGGUAGACCUUGAAGAACCUGAUGUUUUUGAUCAAUUGCUUCAUCACCAAUCCUAUUACAGAUAACAGCCACUUCAGAAAGGAGGUGAAUGUUCUCACUGGAAAGUCUUCACACAAUUAGGCAAUUUGCACAAGAAGGUGUGUUACCACAUCCAACUGAGCGUCGUCCCAC